Callorhinus ursinus (northern fur seal) is the source of this 1498-nucleotide messenger RNA. It is a transcript of the gene BEND7, whose product is annotated as BEN domain containing 7. Lineage: Eukaryota; Metazoa; Chordata; Mammalia; Carnivora; Otariidae. The record is from RefSeq and is a predicted model, not a curated record. Gene Ontology annotation, molecular function: DNA binding.
AAAGCAUGGAAAUUAAAAAACAAAUCACAGGAAUGAGAAGAUUACUGAAUGACAGCACUGGGAGGAUCUAUCAGCGUGUGGGCAAAGAAGGAGAAAAAUUAAAAGAAGAACCCCAGGAUUUGGAUUCAGUCUGGCCUCCGCGUUUGAACUCCUCUGCUGAGGCCCCACAGAGCCUCCACCCUUCUUCACGUGGUGCGUGGAAUGAGUUACCACCGCCCAGCGGGCAGUUCUCAGGGCAGUAUGGCACCCGCUCUAGAACCUUCCAGAGUCAGCCCCACAGCACUGGGAGCUCCAACGGAGAAAUUCCCGCCGUGAAUUCGUCCGUUGGAUCCAACUGCUGUACUUGCAACUGCCAGUCAACGUUGCAAGCCAUCCUCCAAGAACUCAGGACCAUGCGGAAAUUAAUGCAAAUUCAAGCAGUUGGAACCCCAAACAGACAACAACCCCCGAUUUCCCUUAUAUGCUCCCAGCGAACUGCUGUCUCACGCAAGAGAAAUAAAAAGAAAAAAGUGCCCUCAAAGACCGUUGAACCUCUGAGUGUGAGGCAGAAGCCUGGCGUGUUAGAAACGGAGAAGAAGACAGCCGGGGCCUCGGAGCAGCCUGGCCCCCCGGCGGCCGAGCCUCCCUCGGCAGGGGAGAACCGUGUGCUGGGAUUCGGCAUUGUCCUGGAGUCGCCUGCCUCCGAUCCAGAAGUGCAACUUGCUGAAGGCUUUGAUGUGUUCAUGCCUAAAUCACAGCUGGACUCCAUACUGUCAAACUAUACUCGCUCAGGAAGCCUUCUGUUUAGAAAGCUGGUGUGUGCAUUUUUUGAUGACAAGACUUUGGCUAACUCCUUACCCAAUGGGAAGAGGAAAAGAGGACUCAAUGACAACCGAAAAGGACUAGACCAAAAUAUUGUGGGUGCAAUAAAAGUCUUCACAGAAAAGUACUGCACGGCUAAUCACGUGGAUAAACUUCCUGGCCCGAGAGACUGGGUGCAGAUUCUGCAGGAUCAAAUCAAACUGGCCAGAAGAAGGUUAAAAAGAGGCUCAGCAGAGGUAGCUGACGGUGAUGAAAGACUGGACAGCAUUUCCCUACCACCAACAGGUAAAAAAGCCUGAGGCCCAGAAACCCUAAAUGACUCUCUCAAGGUCUCACAGCUGGUUGGUGGCCUGGCCGGAGCCCCGGCUUCUCGACUUCCGGCCCUUCUACCGCAUAGCUUUCUCGUACCUAAGCCAAAGCCAGCUUUUCUCUGCAUGUUUCCUAAAGAUCCUAAGAGUCGAUGGAUGUACUAAUCCCUUUAGGAUUCCAUUCCACUGUCUGUCUUCACGAUUAGAAUGUCUGUCGUAAGCCUACCUGAAGUCCUCUGCAGUUGAAACUCACUUACUGCAGUUCUCAAUUCCUGCCCGAGGUCCUGAGGUCCUGACGGACACAGUAGUAGGCCAGGUCUCUUCCCUAGACUCUUGGCGUUUGAUGCAGAUUACUGCACAGCAUGACAAAUCAUACCGUUUAUCAUUUA